Trematosphaeria pertusa is the source of this 1379-nucleotide messenger RNA. RefSeq names its product S-adenosyl-L-methionine-dependent methyltransferase. Gene Ontology annotation, molecular function: methyltransferase activity. NCBI's taxonomy places the organism in Eukaryota, Fungi, Ascomycota, Dothideomycetes, Pleosporales, Trematosphaeriaceae. Bases 134 to 961 code for a protein of 275 amino acids. The record is from RefSeq and is a predicted model, not a curated record. The transcript has a single exon.
GGCACCCCUUCCAAGGCCAGCACCAGAAUAUAUGCCGCUCCCACCGGCGAGGUACUGCUCUCACCUACCACACUCUCAACGCUCUCUCCUACCCCACUCUCAACUUUCUGCUGCCCUCUCUCUCCAGCACACCAUGGCGUUCCAGCCCAAGCAAAUCACCCACUACGAGGCCUCGCACUUGGCCGAGCUCCAGGGCGAUGUCAGCGAGACGGCGAUCAAGUACAGCCUUGGCCUCAUCCCGCCCUUCUCUGACGGCGAUGCCAUUCACGACAACGCCUGCGGCUCAGGCGCCGUCACGACCUGCAUCAUGGAGUCGCUGGCCCCAGGCACGAACAUCCACAUCGACGCGACCGACAUCAAUCCGCAGUUCGUUGAGGGCUGCGCCGCACUCGCGAAGUCCCACAACUGGCCCGUCAGCACGGCCGUCAUGUCGGCCCAACAGAUUACCUUCCCGGCCGACCACUUCACCCAUUCCAUCACGAGCUUCGCCUUCCACUGCCUGGGCGAUCACGAUACCGCUGCCAAGAACAUCUAUCGCACCCUGAAGCCCGGUGGCAUCGCAAUCGCCUCCAUCUGGGUCUACAUGCCGCAUGUCGAGGCCCUGCAGCACGCCCACUGGCGCACUCGUGGAAAGGACGGCCCGAUGCCGGCUCUCCUGCCGCUGGAAGGCUUCCAAGAAGCAGAUCUCAGGAAGUCGCUGGAGACAGGCGGCUUCAUCGAUAUCACUUGCUCGGAGAAGGACUGCUUCCUCAAGAUCGGCGACAUGAAGCGAUGGGCUCAGCUGGCUUGGAGCUACCUUGGCGCCUUGCCGAGCGGAUGGAGCCAGAAUGACGAGGACAAGUGGGACGAGGCUAUUGCGGAUAUUGUGGAGCAGCUGAAGAGCGGGGAUGGAAUCUCCAAGAACGACAAGGGCGAGACAGUGCUCAGGAUGGUGUGCAUCAUGGCUGUUGCGAAGAAAUGAGUAGAAUGGGAGAUAUAGAGGCGGAGCUGACAAGUACUCUGACAUCUGUCCCAGCCAUAUUAUGGACUACCUAGGUAUUCGCCCUGAGCACAGAAUUGUGGGUGUCAUCGGGGUCCCAUCAUUCGGGUACUCGGCCGCACACGGCCAAGAUCUUCAUGAUAGCACCCCUGUUUUCCAACUCCUUUCUGACCUCUUCUGGGAAGUCUUUCAUCUCUUGCGCUGUCAUGUUCAAUUCUUCCGGACCUGAGAGUUGUCAGCAAUCCAUCAACUGCUUCGAAACCGAUAUGCCACAUCCCAUACCGUUAAGGUAGCCCUGCAAGCCGAUGGAAGCCGUAACCAAAUGCUCCACACCCUUCUUCGCUACAUCUGCAUCUAAACACGCUGCUCCGUACGGGACAUAGAAAACUUUCUCUUGCAU